AUGACGGUGCCGCAGCACCUCGAUGCCGUCGCGCCGCAUGCGCGCCAGGCGCACGCCGCGUCGCCGCCGCGGCGUGGCCGGCGCUUCCGCGCCUCGGUGGCCGUCGUCGGCGCCGGCCAGGCGGGCCUGGUGGUGGCGCGGGAGCUGUUGAAGGAGGGCCACUCUGUGACUGUGAUCGAGGCCGGCCCAGGCAUCGGGGGCACGUGGGUGGUGUCGCCGCAGCUGGAGGGAGACCCUCUGGGGCUGGACAGGUCCAAGGGGCGCGUGCACAGCAGCAUGUACCCUGGCCUGCGCACCAACCUGCCGCGCCAGCUCAUGUCAUACCUCGACUUCCCCUUUGUCCCGGAGGCCAUGGGCGGCGCGUCGCACGACCCCCGCAUCUACCCGCUGCACUCCGAGGUGUUGGCGUACGUCGAGGCGUAUGCUGACGCCCACGACCUGCGGCGCCUGGUGGAGCUCAACACUGAGGUGGCGCGCAUCGACCCGCUGCCGCUGGACACAGGGGACGACCAAUCCGACGGCGCCGGGGCCGGCGAGGGGCCGGGCGCAGGCGGCGCGGAGCGGCCGCCGUGGGGCCAGCGCUGGCGAGUGCUGACGCGCUCUGCGGGCGGCGGCGAGGGGGCGGAGGGGGAGGUGGUGCGGGAGUUUGAUUCGGUGGCGGUGUGCGUGGGCCACCACUCGGACCCGAUCCUGCCUGAGAUCCCCGGCCUGAGGGAGUGGCCCGGGCCGCAGCUGCACGUGCACAGCUUCAGAGGGGGGCAGCGCUUCAAGGGGCAGCGGGUGAUGGUGGUGGGCGCGUCCUUCUCAGGCGAGGAGAUUGCCCGCCACGUGGCGGACCACGCGGACCACGUCUUCCACUCCGCCCGCUCCUGGCCCUCCAACGGCCCCCCCGCCGGCCGCAGCGCCCGCGGCGCCGGCGGCGCGCCCGACGCUCCGUUUGAGGGGCGCGCCAACAUAACGCGCGUCCCAAUCGCCACCGAGCUGCGCGCGGACGGCUCGAUUGUGCUCGCGGACGGGCGGGUGCUGGAGGGCAUCGACGGCGUUGUGUGGUGCACCGGCUACAAGUACAGCUUCCCUUUCAUGGAGCACCUGGGCCUGGUGGACACCACCGCCCCCAGCCUCGCCCUCAUCGGCCUCUCGUGGCGUGCCAUACGCCCGCAGCAGUUCCAGCUGCAGGGCCAGCUGCUCGCGCGCGCGCUGUCAGGCGCCGCAGCGCCGCUGCCGCCGGCGGACGAGCUGCUGCGGGCGGCGGAGGCCGACCUGCUGGCCCUCGACGCGGCGGGCAUCCCGCGGCGCUACGCGCACUGCAUGGCCUCCUUCAUGCCGCAGGAGGAGUGGGCCUACAACACGGCGCUCGUGGCCGCCGCGCGGCCGCCGCCCGGGGCGGACGCGGCUGCCGACGGCGAGGCGGUUGGGGGGCCGGCCAAGGGCGGGGACGGGGUGCUUGCGCCGCCGGCGUGGCUGAUCGGCCUGGCCAAGGCGUCGAGCAGUGUGAUAUUGGAGCGGCCCGACAGCUUCCGCGACGACUUCAUCCCCGCGGUGGUGGCCGCGCUCGAGGCGGCGGACGAAGGGUGCGACGAGCUGAUCAGGAGCGGCGUCGUGCCCGCCUCAGCGCUGGUGCGUGCGCCGCUUGCAAAGGUGGUGGACGCCGGCGCCGUCGGUGCUGCGGCGCACUGA
Messenger RNA from Monoraphidium neglectum, 1677 nucleotides. Its product is annotated as dimethylaniline monooxygenase, putative. The transcript is spliced from 6 exons. Bases 1 to 1677 code for a protein of 558 amino acids. The record is from RefSeq and is a predicted model, not a curated record. Gene Ontology annotation, molecular function: N,N-dimethylaniline monooxygenase activity; flavin adenine dinucleotide binding; NADP binding. NCBI's taxonomy places the organism in Eukaryota, Viridiplantae, Chlorophyta, Chlorophyceae, Sphaeropleales, Selenastraceae.